Lachnellula hyalina is the source of this 1374-nucleotide messenger RNA. RefSeq names its product putative aminotransferase. The transcript is spliced from 3 exons. Bases 1 to 1374 code for a protein of 457 amino acids. NCBI's taxonomy places the organism in Eukaryota, Fungi, Ascomycota, Leotiomycetes, Helotiales, Lachnaceae. Gene Ontology annotation, molecular function: transaminase activity; pyridoxal phosphate binding. The record is from RefSeq and is a predicted model, not a curated record.
AUGCCCAAGGCCGACUCCCCAGUCUCGCAGCCUGUUGCUAUGGCAGAGGUAGGACUGCAAGUGAAGUCGCUACAGAAGACAUCAGACGCCCUGAGUACAGCCCUUGCAGCUGCCAAAGAACGAUUCUCCAAGAGAAACCCAAACUCCAAAGAGAUUUUUGAAGGAGCAUGCGAUCAUCUUCCGGGAGGCAAUACUCGAACUCUAUUAUAUACGGCUCCGUUCCCGGUUUGCAUGAAGAAAGGGGAGGCUUACCAAGUUUUUGAUGAGGAUGGCCACGUAUAUACGGAUUUCGUUGGCGAACUCACAGCAGCACUGUACGGGCAUUCCCACCCACUUAUUCAAAAGUCCCUUAUCAACACUAUGCAAUCUAUCGGACUCAACCUCGGCGCCACCAUUCAGCAAGAGAAUGUACACGCCAAACUCAUAUGCGAGCGUUUCAAUCUCAGCAAGAUCAGGUUCUGCAAUUCAGGGACUGAGGCUAAUCUGCAUGCCCUUGCAGGCGCAAGACGAUUUACAGGCAGGAGGAAAGUGGUUGUGUUCUAUGGUGCCUAUCACGGCGCUGUGCUUGGUUUCUGGGAUGGCGUCCAAGAGAACGGUGUCGAUAAGGCAGAAUGGGUUAUUGGGAAGUAUAAUGAUAUUGAAGGGGCAAAACGCCUGAUCGAGCAGGAUGAUAUUGCGGCAGUUUUAGUAGAAGGCAUGCAAGGAGCUGGUGGAUGUAUUUCUGGCACAAACGAGUUCCUUCUUCAGUUGCAGACGAGCGCGAAAAAGGUUGGAGCAAUAUUCAUCUUAGAUGAAGUCAUGACGUCUCGUCUUGGACCUGGCGGGCUUCAAGCAAUCGUUGGACUAAAUCCGGACAUUACCACGCUCGGAAAGUAUCUCGGCGGCGGUCUAGCCUUUGGGGCGUUUGGCGGCCGUACUGAUAUCAUGGCGGUCUAUGAUCCUCGAUCUGCAAACUCUCUUGCACACUCUGGUACAUUCAAUAAUAAUACUCUCGCUAUGUACGCCGGGCACGUUGGUCUUUCGGAGAUCUGGACGUCAUCUGUUGCCGUAGAGUUUAAUAAGAGAGGCGACGCGUUCCGUGCGAAGCUGCAGGCUGCGAUAGCAGGAACGAAGAUGAGUGUUACGGGACAGGGUGCAUUGAAUGCCGUGCAUUUCUCUGAGGGUGGGAAGACAGAGAUUGCUUGUAGUGAUGAUAUUUCGGAGGAUUGGGGUCUAAAGGAUCUGUUCUUUUUGGAGAUGAUGGAAGAUAGUUUCUGGAUUACUCGGAGAGGAAGCAUUGCUCUUAUGUUGCCUACUCCAGAUAGUGAGAUGGAUAGAUUCAUCGAGUGUGUUGGGCGAUUUUUGCAACGUCACAAGGAUCUCGUUGCGUUGUAA